UCAAGUUUCAACUCUCUACAAGCUUACAUCAAUGGCGAAGUCAUCUUCAUCAUCCGUAUCCUCAGAUUCAGACACCUUCCCCGACCCUCAAAAACCACCCCCUCAAACUUCACUCACCACUCUCCUCUCCUCCCUCGACUCCCUCGCCGGUGGCAUUUUACGCAGAGUGGCGGCCGGCUUGCUCGGAGCUGCCUACGUGUGCUUUCUUCUGUUUGUGGUGAUGAUUGUGGCGGUGGUUCUGGGAGUGGGGAUUGUGGGAUUGUGGGUGGAAGACCCUGUUUCGGUUAAGGAAAAAGUGCUGUUUGAUUACUCUGAGCUCAAUCCGAGCGCUACGUUAGCGCUCGGAGAUUUCGGGGGUGAGUUGAAUAAGAUGGUGAUGAGGGAAGUGCCGGUGGGGCAGACUUAUUAUGUGGACUUGCUCCUUGUUUUGCCGGAGUCGGAUUAUAAUUUGCAAGUUGGGAUGUUUCAGUUGGUUGCAGAAGUCGUAUCUAGUGAUGGACAUGUGAUAGAUAGAUCUAGUCAUCCAUGUAUGUUGCGUUUUAGAAGUCUUCCAGUUCGGCUUGUUAGAACUUGCUUAUUUAGCGUACCCUUAAUAUUGGGUAUGAGAUUCGAAACUCAAAAGAUUACUAUUCCAAUAUUAAGGCACAAGGAAGGGUAUCCAAGAACAGAAGCUAUCAAAAUAACAAUUAUUCCACGUGCGGGAACGCUGUUUCUUCCACAACUGUAUGAUGCUGAAAUAAUCAUGAACUCAGAGCUUCCCUGGAAAAAAGAACUGAUUCGUAGUUGGAAAUGGACACUAUAUGUUUGGACAUCGGUUUACAUGUACAUUAUGCUUCUUAUAGUUCUCGGUUGUUGGUUUAGGCCACUCAUGUUUCCAGUUAUAAUAGCAAGUUAUAGUCGUAAAGAAGAGGAUUUCGAUACCGCUACCGAAGUGAGAAGGGAACGACCUCUAAUAACUCAAGAAUCUAGAGAAGUUUCAGAGACACUGAGAAAGUGGAAAGAAAUUAGAAACAAGAGGAAAGAAAUGCUUUUGCAUGGAGUUGCACCUGACACAGAAGGAUCAUCUGCCUCGAGCAUUAGUGUAACUAGAGAUGACAGCUCCAGUACUGCUGAAGAUGCAGGAGACUCAGAAUUUGUGGGUUUCGAUGACUGACUGAAAUUCACAGGUGACAGGAAUCAAGAGACAUUAACAACAUCAUUCUGGAAUUUAUAACCCUUUUUCCAUUGCAUGAGAAACGUCUACCAGAAGAUGAUUCUGGCGGACUCAGUAUAGCGAUGUUUCAGAAUCGUGCCAGUUCUCGUUAAGUUUCUAGUUACUCUGCUUCUCGUUGGUGAUGACACAUCAAUAUGUGCUAGGACCAUUAGACAAUUUUCCCAUGUUGCAAUGCUAUGUAAUUGCUGUACCAGUUUAUAUGUUAUUACUUGGACUGUAUCCGGAAAUCGACAUUUACUUAUAAGUUGCAAGUAGUUUUUAAUUUGGGUUUUGGAUGAUAUUUCAUACUCAGUCCCUUCGAACUGAUUAUAAAAUAUUUAGCA
Daucus carota subsp. sativus is the source of this 1536-nucleotide messenger RNA. RefSeq names its product seipin-1. Gene Ontology annotation, biological process: lipid droplet organization; lipid storage. The record is from RefSeq and is a predicted model, not a curated record. Lineage: Eukaryota; Viridiplantae; Streptophyta; Magnoliopsida; Apiales; Apiaceae. Bases 32 to 1153 code for a protein of 373 amino acids. The transcript has 3 exons. Gene Ontology annotation, cellular component: endoplasmic reticulum membrane.